AUGUCGUGGCACCGCAUGGGGCAGCAAUGGUUGGCCAGUCUUCGCCCAGCAAGUCGAACACAACAAGCCGCUCCCGCCAGAGACAAAUUCGGUAAUGUUGGCGAAGAAAGAUUUUGGUGCCCGUGUCUCAACUUUUUUUUCCUCUCCAAGGCCGCAUCCGUCCUCUUCCUCUCCGGACACCGCCUAUUGUGUGCGACCGGACAAGGCUGGAUCUCCAAGAUAGCGCGGCUCGGGCGGACCUGA
Messenger RNA from Chaetomium globosum CBS 148.51, 243 nucleotides. RefSeq lists its product as uncharacterized. Lineage: Eukaryota; Fungi; Ascomycota; Sordariomycetes; Sordariales; Chaetomiaceae. The record is from RefSeq and is a predicted model, not a curated record. The coding region runs from base 1 to 243 and encodes 80 amino acids. The transcript has 2 exons.